CGCGCCGCUCCCUCCGUCGGCCGCGGCCGCUGCCUGCCUGUCGCCGGGGCUGGGAGAGCCUGAGCGCGUGUGUGUGUGUUAUGUGAGUGACGCGGCGGAGGUGUAGUUUGACGCGGUGUGUUACGUGGGGGAGAGAAUAAAACUGCGGCGAGAGCCUCGGCGCGAACGAAAGCAGUGACGGAGCAGCCUCCAGCCGAACUUGCCUUAUCCAAGAAUGUGUGGUAUCGAAAUUCAGUUCUUGAGUUACAAAGAUAACUAAAUGACCAUGGAAUCUGGAGCAGAGAAUCAACAGAGUGGAGAUGCAGCCGUUACAGAAGCAGAAAACCAACAGAUGACGGUGCAGGCGCAGCCACAAAUUGCAACGUUAGCCCAGGUGUCUAUGCCUGCAGGUCAUGCAACGUCUUCUGCUCCAACAGUUACUUUAGUACAGCUGCCCAAUGGGCAGACAGUUCAAGUCCAUGGCGUUAUUCAGGCUGCCCAGCCGUCAGUUAUUCAGUCUCCGCAAGUCCAGACAGUUCAGAUCUCCACUAUUGCAGAAAGUGAAGACUCACAAGAAUCUGUAGACAGUGUCACGGAUUCCCAGAAACGCAGAGAAAUUCUUUCCCGGCGACCCUCCUACAGGAAAAUCUUGAACGACUUGUCUUCGGAUGCCCCCGGCGUGCCAAGGAUUGAAGAAGAAAAAUCUGAAGAGGAGGCAGCAGCACCUGCCAUCACUACCGUGACGGUGCCAACUCCUAUUUACCAGACGAGCAGUGGGCAAUACAGGACUGGUGUUGCUGAUAUCCACCAUCAAUAUGGCAAUGCUGUGCAUGCAGUUGCGAUCACACAGGGAGGUGCAAUCCAGCUAGCUAACAAUGGCACAGAUGGCGUGCAGGGCCUGCAGACUCUCACCAUCCCCAACGCCGCCGCGACCCAGCCCGGCACGACCAUUUUACAGUAUGCUCAGACCACUGACGGGCAGCAGAUUCUCGUCCCCAGCAACCAGGUGGUUGUUCAAGCGGCUUCAGGAGACGUCCAGACCUACCAAAUUCGCACAGCGCCCACAAGCACCAUUGCACCUGGUGUAGUCAUGGCAUCCUCCCCAGCACUUCCCACCCAGCCAGCAGAGGAAGCAGCACGAAAGAGGGAGGUCCGUCUAAUGAAGAACAGGGAGGCAGCACGUGAAUGCCGCAGAAAGAAAAAGGAAUAUGUCAAAUGUCUAGAAAACAGAGUGGCUGUGCUUGAAAACCAAAACAAGACAUUGAUUGAAGAGCUAAAAGCACUUAAGGACCUCUAUUGCCACAAAUCGGAUUAAUUUUAGAUUCCCAUCUUUGGUUUGUUAAUGUGGGAUAAAGACUGGUUUGAUGAUAGCCAGGAAGACAAAAGUGAACUGUUUAUUUUGUAAACAUUUCUUUUUUUUUUUCUACGCGCAAAACUGCCUGAAAGCAACUGCAGAAUUUAAUUCAUCUGUGCUUUGCAUUAAACUGUGAAUGUUGAAUCACCUGCCUCCACUAUUCCCCCUUCCCGUUCUACCCACAAAACUAUUUUCAUCACAGCGCAUCCCAAGUGUGAAGAAAAAGAAGACUUCCUCACCUCACCUCUUCGUCAAGGAAUAAUCGUGUUCUGUUGCGAAGGGAUUAUGGGGGAGUGGAACUUGAUGCAAACGUUUCAGGAGUCAGUACUGAGCUUGUUGGAAGGCCUGAGAGUCAGUCACCCCAGCCUCUGCCGGGAAGUAUCCAGUGGCCCCGGAACAGAACCAAGGUAUGAUGGUUCUCCAAGGAAAUAGUGGUUGCCAAAGGGUUGCAAGGUUCCAAAUAUCCAUUCUCGAACUCCUACAUGGUGGGACGAUGCCAAAGGACACGCACUUGCAGGGAAAAAAUUAACCCGCAGAGAAGAGUUUGCUCGCUUGCUUUUUUGUCACUUGUAAUCUCCCUAUGGGAUGUUUUAGAAGCCUCUCCAUACCAUUAAAAAAGAUUUCCAUGGUUCCUUAAUUAAUUCUCUGUAAUUUAAAAAAAGAAAUGUAUUGUAUUCAGCCUUCUGAAUGCUGUCCUGUCACCCCCAUACCGUUGAUAUCCUGGUGGGAUAUCAACUCGUAGAAAGCAGUAGAGUACCCUGACCUGGAUAGCCCAGGUGAGCCUGAUCUCGUCAGAUCUCAGAAGCUAAGCAGGGUUGGCCUUGUGGUUAGUAAUUGGAUGGGAGACCUCCAACAAAGACCAGGGUUGCAGAGGUAGGCAAUGGUAAACCACCUCUGAUAGCUUCUUGCCAUGAAAACCCCAGCUGGGGUCACCAUAAGUCAACUCUGACUUGAGGGUACCACACACACACACACACACACACACACAAGCAGUAGAGUAGAAACAGUAAAGCGCAGUUAGAAGAGACUUAGAAGAGGGACACACUCUCUGGAAGAGGAACAGUCUAUUAAAGCAUGGUUGUUUUGUUAUGUUUUAUGUAGUGGUUACACUAUUCAAGCCAACCACUAACAGAAGCACAGCUAGCUUAGUAUAUACAGCUGGAAAAGAACGGAAAACAAGCCCAGGUACCCUUAGAUCCUCUUAAAAGAGUUGCCACUCUUGUAAAGUUCUUAAAAGACCAUGUUUUCCUAAACCACUUUAUGAGAUUCUUAAGUGUAAUAUGAUUAAAACAGCAAGCCCUCUGGUAAACAGAAUUUCCUGUUUAUCCAAAAGAUACGUGCUUUGAUUGACUGGGAAGGAGAGUGUUGGUCCACCAGAUCAUAGCAGAAUAUGUUAUCCUGGAUCAUUAGUUAUCCCUGAAAUUAAUCUCUUGAUUCCUGCUGUUAUUUUCAUCCUCAUGUAUGCAAGCCUGCACAUAAAAUAAACCUACUCUACCUCUUGGUGGAGUAUUAGCUGAUAGAUAAAGCCAUUAGGGCCGGGGGGGGGGUAGGGGGGCUUGUUAAACAUCUGCAGCACUGUUAGAGGGUAGACAUUGUGAAUGGGCAUUUGUUUUCCAUGAGACUUAAAAGCAAAGUUUAAACUUCAUCAUCAGUUUUAUGCAGGAUAAGAGAACCAGGUCAAUGUUUUAUUUCCAAGAUGGAUGUCCCGAAAGAACAACAAAACUCAUAGGACUAUGAUAAGAGAAACUUUAAAAUUUUAAGGAACACUUCACCCUGGUCUUAAUUUCUCAUUAAAAUUAUUUCCCCCUCCAGUUUUUUUACAUUGUUAUUUUAACAUGUUGGUAAAAUAAAUCUGGCUUCUGAGUUGCCUCGUAGAUUUACAUAGAUUUAUCGAUCUUAAAAAUGUUGCCACCAUUAAAAGACAUCCUUUACUUCUCAGAUAAAUAGCCUUCUAAAAAUAAGCAGAUUCUUGCGUUAUGUGGAUUUUAACAACUUUCCCCUGUACUGUGCAGUACAUUCUCCUCCCCGCUUUGAGCUGGUGGUAAAAUCAUGAACUCUUACUGUUUUUGUAGGUGUGAUUCAUGUACUGCUAAUCUUGUUGAAAGAUUGAUUGGUGUACUUUGUUCAGGAAUUUUUUUUUUAAAGCUUCUACCUAAUGUUGGCUGUUUUCUAUGUGAAAUAACCUGUUUAAAUUGUAUUAAAUUAUGCAAUAAUCCAAAGUUUAUUUUAGUUACAAUAAGAAAAGCCACCAUUCUAAUGUUCCUCUAACAGAGCAUCCUUUGAAAUUAACUGAGAUGAUCGUGUCUUAGCAGAAUGGGUUAUUUUGGAAGACCCUGUGUGGCCUUUUCCAAGGUGCAGUUGGUCUAUCAAAGAGGGCCAAUGCAGAUAUGCUGGGAGCGUUGUAGAAUAUGCUGUGAUUGCUCUAUAGGUAAAUUCAGGGUUUUGAUUCUGGAAUGUGUCACCAGCAAUAAGAUAAACAUUUCAAUCCAUUUUCAGUAAUCCAGUACUGAACAUUUCACAUUCCUUAAAGGAAAUUUUAAGAGGUGAUAACUAUUGAAAGUUUCAUUGAUCCGAGUACAAAGCUAGCUAAAUUACCAGGAUAUGCUUUGCAAUUCUAAUAGCCAAAAGGAGAAGGCGGCAAUUUUUUUUUUAAAGAACAAAACAAAAACACCUCAUUUUGUAUAAUUUAUUAAGUUAAAAGCAAGAUUGGGUUAUCAGCUCCUGUUAUAUAUUUGGGCCCUUUUCUGCCUAACACAAAUGUUGCUAAAAUCAAGAAUUCAUUGCCGGGCUUAACUGAAAAGAAGGCAUAGAAAGGGCUAGCUCCAUUAUAGUCAUUGUACACAGAUUUGGUUUCAAGUACAGUUUCUAUAUUUUACAAAAGAAAAGGGUGUCAUGCUGGCAGUUGAGAUAUUGCCCAAGGUGCUCUUCUAACUUAGAUAUUCUUGGAAAUGCUUAUGUAUAAAAUAUGUACAUAUAUAAAAUAUAUAUACACAGUAUAUAAUCUAUAGCUCUGAGAGCUUUUAAGUCAGGAAUGCUGAGUAUUAUAGUAUAUUGAGGUCAGAAAAAGUUUUACAUGUGUGUGUUUGUGCGUGCGUGUGUGUGACCGCACUUAAGGUUUUUGCCCCAGUAGUUUAAGCUGCAUUACUCUGUCGCUUAUUCAUUUGUGUUUUAUUGUUGUUCAGUUUUUCAUCUUCAGUUAUUUUAUUUUGCUGCAAUUUGUAUUUUUAAGGAGAAUUAUGGAAUUUAUGUCAACUCUAAAACUCCUCUCAUUCCCAAAUUCUUCACUGUGUGCUUUGUCUCUUUGGCAGCUAUAAACUAAGGCAAAAAGAUUUGGGAAGCGUUUGUUGUAUUCUAAGGGAGCUAAUUUCAAAAGUUGGAUUAAACUUUUUUUAAAAAAAUCUGUGUGCUUCGUAGCAGCUUACUCCAGAUUUUAGCAGCAGACAGCAGUGUUGUUUGAGUAUCCAAGCGAGCUUUAUCCAGACUGGUUUGUUGGUCCUGUAAUCUCUUUGCAUCAGAACAGAAACUGCCUUACUAGGCACUAAAUAAUGAUCAUAAAGGAGAGGACACUCAACGUCAGAAAACUGGCAAUGAUUUGAUACAUCAGCGGCAGCCUUAUGUAUUGCUGAAUUGUACUGCAUCAGACUGCAGACUGAACGUUUGAAUGUUCACGUGUGUGUAUGUUUAGACAGUUUUUGUCCAAACGCCUCGGUUUUUAAUGGGUUGAAAGGUUUCUCUUAACAUGAGGAACAAAUCCCGACACUGCAUUUCUCCCUAACUGCAGUUUGGAGUACAGGCUGUUCAUCACGUACCUUGACUUUUAUUUCAGUUGUAGGAGCUCCUGGUGAGGUUGUCGUGGACCUAUGAUCUGUAUGCAUCUCAGUAUUCUUAAUUAAUCAGCUGAUUCUCUCUCAGGAUAACCAUAAAAGGAGUCAGUGCUGGCAGAAAGAUCUACACAGGGCAGUACCAAAGAUUUAGAUGUCUGUUACCAUGUUGGGAGGAAUUCCCACCAUUCUAACAACCAAUGGAAAUGUCCUGUGGGCUAAGAUUUAAUUACAGGAACAAUCGAAAGAGAAAGAAAAAAAGAUUUCCGUUAUGAUAACUCUGUUUGGCAGUCUAUGGACAGAACUGGGCAUUUGAGAAAUUAAAGCUUGAGGAAAGAUGAGGAGAUUCUUUUUAUCAGUCUUAAUGGCAUUAACUUCAUUCAGAUUCUCAACAAAGCACAGUUCUGAGUUUAUUCAGUGGCAAACGAGACAAGUGUGUAAUAUUGGGUUUUUUAAUCUUUUAAUCAAAGGUUUUUAUAAGUAGUAUAAACCCAUGGCUAUGGGAAGAUUUCACGGAUCCUCAGACUUUGCUAGGUAUAAAAGACUACUAACUCCUGUUUGUUCUAAACACAUUGAGAAGCACAGCCAGUUUUGGUGCUGAAAUUUUAGUGGCCUGCUGCUUUAGGAUACAUUCACUUACAGUGCUGAAUAUAGGUUAGGUCAAUACAUUACUUCACAGCAAGAUGAAGAGACAGAUCAGAAUGUAAUCCUAAACCUUUUUAGCCUUGAAUGAAUGUAUUUUUUUAAAAAAAAAAUAUGCAAACCAUAGUCCUGGCAGACAGACAAAACAUUUAGCACAAGUUAGAAUAAUUAUCUGAAUUUUUGGUACUCCCAAGUGCUGGUCCCUGCCGGCCAGAUGUCAGCUUUCAUACCUUUUUAUGGCUUCUUUCCACAGUCAGAAAUUCCUAGGGCUGAUUCAAGAGUGUCCUGGUGAAUCAUUAGCUUGUUUACCCCUGCAAGGAAUCUCAAAGCAUCCCGCUGCAGCCUCUUGUUCACUUUCUCAGGGUUUGUGUGCACCUAAAAAGUCACCAUUUUGUUUCUGUUCCGAAUGAUACGAAGCGUUUAUGUCUUGGGAUGCUAUUUCAUCUGUAGGGUACUUGCCCGGGGGUGGGGGUGGGUGGGAUUUGCGGUUUUGCUCAGUGUAAUGAGAAGACUGAUGACAACUAAGAUAGGAUAAAUCUAAUUUAUUCCUGGGUGUGUGCUGCAAAAAUUAAGUGCUGGAAUCCUCUUUAUCACCGUGGGCUUGACUUGUCAGCCACACUGGUCAUUGCAUUGCUACAAUGAUGUCUGUGCUGUUGUGUACAUAAAAACCUCUUCACCUGUAACGAGACCAAGGGAAGUGAAUAUUCACUUAUUAUUGACCAGGCGGUGGGUGGGGGGUUCUGUAAUUCUGCCUUCUGAUUGACUCCUUGAUCAUGUAAACAAAUCAGAGGCUGGUGCCAGCUCUUUCUUGUGUAAGCAAGCAUUUAUUGUACUUCGACUUUGGAGAAUAGCAUAACCAACGUCAAGUCAUGUGAGCCUCAGCCUUAGCCAGGUAUCUGUGAUGUGAGGGACAAUCUGAAAUAGAAUUGAAGUAGAAAGAGGGAGAAAAAAAUAUCAAUGAACUUCAGAAACACCCAUGAUUAAAAAAUUAUGGGGGAGGGGGGGUAGAAAAAUGGUUUCUACGAGUUGUACUUUAGGUGCCACUCUUACGUUUUUAUAACAAAACUAUUCCUGUGUUUGAAAAAGCAAGAAGCUAAAUAGUAGACUUUCAACUCUGUUUUAAAAGCUGACACUACUGCAUACACCAGCCUUCUGGUUUGGGGAGCAAUGGGGAAGGGAGUUGUACAACUUAAAUACUUUCUGUGUAUAGCUUUCACCUAUUGCAUUUGUAUAUCGGUUUUCACUUUAAGAAUAAAGCAAUUCUGAUCUGAGAUUUUCAAUUUGAAACUUUAGAAUAAUGUGGGAAGUUUCUGGAGUUAGGGUUGCUAUGUUAUUUUUAUUUAAUAAAAACUAUGAAGUUCACACUCCUCCCCGCCAUUUCCGAUUCUUUGCCCCAAUCAGCACAAAACAGGGUAUUGAGCGUUAAAAAAUUCUAUUGAAAUUAAAUUACUUAGCAAAGAAAUACAAACUGGAGAACAAGUUUGACAAUUCCCUACUUCCUAGAAACAUCCCUGUUUUAAUUUUGUAACUUAACCUUUUGUGCUUUGUUUUUUAAAUGUUCUGAAUUACACUGCAUUUUAUUAACAUUAUGUACAUACUAACUGCUUUGUGUUUCAGAAUGCUAGUAAUUGCUUUGUAUAUUAAAGUGAUCCUUGUGAAUUUGUGAAUUAUUGUCAUACAAGUGCUUUUUUCUUACUGUAAAAUUUGUGGUAUAAACUGUCAUAACACCCUUUUUACACAUUUAUGUGCAGACACAUAAACAUGCUUUUAAAAUCCUU
Molecule: messenger RNA, 7574 nt
Organism: Eublepharis macularius
Lineage: Eukaryota; Metazoa; Chordata; Lepidosauria; Squamata; Eublepharidae
Gene: CREB1
Product: cAMP responsive element binding protein 1
Exons: 10
Coding region: 260-1294 (344 amino acids)
Biological process (GO): regulation of transcription by RNA polymerase II
Cellular component (GO): ATF4-CREB1 transcription factor complex; nucleus
Molecular function (GO): DNA-binding transcription factor activity, RNA polymerase II-specific; cAMP response element binding; protein binding
Source: RefSeq, a predicted model, not a curated record